Symbiodinium pilosum is the source of this 168-nucleotide messenger RNA. The record is from the annotation of a GenBank genome assembly. Lineage: Eukaryota; Dinophyceae; Suessiales; Symbiodiniaceae.
AUGCACGAACGGGCGGGAGCCUGCAAAGAGGACCGCAGAGAGGGAGACCUGGGAGGAGUCUGGCUAUCCUGUAGAAGUCAACGAGCUCCUCGCCACGGUCCGUGGAGGCUUUCGCAUCUACAGGUGCUCAGUGAAGCAGCAGGACCCGGGCAAGGGACCCGAUCAUGA